Messenger RNA from Peniophora sp. CBMAI 1063, 1032 nucleotides. The record is from the annotation of a GenBank genome assembly. Lineage: Eukaryota; Fungi; Basidiomycota; Agaricomycetes; Russulales; Peniophoraceae.
AUGGAAGGCGUCGACCCGGAUGCGAUUCUCCAGCUCGUCGCAGGCGACACUGGCAUCGAUCUGCCCAUACCCGAUGGUGAGAUGCUAGGCGCUGAAUCAGAUGGCUCUGGAUCAGGCUCGUCGACGAACACGGUGUCGAUGUUGCGACAGUUGCAGCAAACACAGCUCGAGGACGGUCCCGCGGACGAAGGCGCCCAGAACGAGGUCGCAAUUUCGAUAGUCUUCCAUCCGGGCGCCCUGCUCGACCCUCUGGCGUCAGACAUGACGAUCGAAUCUGCGGACGGCGUGUUCUUCAGCGUGCACUCUCACCGCCUUCUCGCCGCCUCGACCAAUGGGUUCGCUUCGCUCGUUUUCCCGCCCGCCCCGGGCGCUUCGCCGGAAAGUCGACACUUGCAACUUCCCCUCUCCGGCAGCGUGAUCAACAUCCUGCUUCACGUCGUAUACGGGAUCUCCCUCCAGAACUUCCGCCCGCCGAUCGAGGACAUCGACGCCGCCUUCAGUGCCCUGGACACGUGUGGUAUUCCCUUGAAGUCAAAUACCCUGCCCGGCACGCCGCUAUUCACGCUUGUCCUGAGCCAAGCGCCCGCACAUGGCCUCCAGUGCUUCGAACUGGCCGCGUCGCACGACCUUGAGCCGUUAGCGAUCGCCGUCUCACCCUACUUGCUCUCGCUUUCGCUUUCCGAGCUCACGGACGAAUCUGCGAUGCGCAUCGGUCCGGCGUACCUUAAACGGUUGUUCUUUCUCCAUCUUGGUCGCAUCGAUGCGCUCAAGCGUAUCCUCUAUGCACACCCAGGAUCGCAUGCGGCCACGCUUGAUUGCGAUGUGUUCGAUCAACGCCGUUUACAGAACGCUUGGGUGCUCGCUGUGGGUUCGCUGACUUGGGAACCUAAACCUGGACUUUCGCCUGGCGCUAUAGACUCGGCACUUCGCCCAUUAGGCGAGCAUCUCAGCUGCGAGCAGUGCAGAAACCGUCUUAACGAGCGCAUCCGCGACGUGCUCGUUCAGUGGUCGCUCGUCAAACACACCAUAUAG